Messenger RNA from Manacus vitellinus (golden-collared manakin), 9554 nucleotides. RefSeq names its product polyhomeotic homolog 3 (gene PHC3). Gene Ontology annotation, molecular function: zinc ion binding; protein binding. The transcript has 15 exons. The record is from RefSeq and is a predicted model, not a curated record. Lineage: Eukaryota; Metazoa; Chordata; Aves; Passeriformes; Pipridae. Bases 78 to 3032 code for a protein of 984 amino acids. Gene Ontology annotation, cellular component: PRC1 complex; nucleus.
GGGAGGCGAGAAAAUGGCGGCGGCGGCGGGCGGCGCCUUGAGCGGCGCGUCCCAGGCUGGACGGGCGCUGCACAGCGAUGGAGAAUGAACCAAACACAACAACAUGUUCUGCACCUACAACGACUGUCGCCACCACCUCCACCUCCCGGACUGCGCUCCCACAGAUCUCCGUCUACAGCGGCUCCGACAGACAUGCUGUCCAGGUUAUUCAGCAGGCCUUGCAUCGUCCUCCUAGCUCAGCUGCUCAGUACCUCCAGCAGAUGUAUGCAGCCCAACAGCAGCAUCUAAUGCUGCAGACUGCUGCUCUGCAGCAGCAGCACUUAAGCAGUACCCAAUUUCAGAGUCUGGCAACUGUUCCACAGGCAAGCCUGUCAGGUGGGAGGCAAUGUACUUCCCCCCCUGGGAGUGUCACUCAGCAGUCAAGCAUGUCGCAGACCUCGAUUAACCUCUCCACCUCUCCCACACCUGCACAGAUAAUAAGCCGUUCUCAGACCUCCAACACCACCAGCAGCAGCAUCACCCAGCAGACGAUGUUGCUGGGCAGCACCUCUCCCACCCUGAGUGCAAGCCAGGCUCAAAUGUACCUACGAGCUCAGAUGCUUAUUUUUACUCCUGCGACCACUGUGGCUGCUGUCCAGUCUGACAUUCCUGUUGUCUCAUCAUCCUCCUCAUCUUCCUGUCAGUCUGCAGCUACUCAGGUUCAGAACUUGACGUUGCGCAGUCAGAAGCUGGGUGUGCUGUCAAGUUCCCAGAAUGGCCCACCAAAGAGCAGCAGUCAAACCCAGUCAUUGUCCCUGUGCCCGAAUAAACCCGUCACCAUUUCCAAGGGCAGCCAACCAGAUCCCUCAGAAAGCAAUAGGAAAGGCGAGAGCCCAAGUCCGGAGUGCCGGAGCGCGCCGGUCACACGGACAUCCAGCAUACAUCACUUAAUAACACCAGCUUCAUAUUCUCCAUUGCAACCUCAUUCUCUAGUAAAGCAUCAGCAGAUCCCACUUCAUUCACCACCUCCAAAGAUUUCCCAUCAUCAGCUGAUAUUGCAGCAGCAGCAGCAAGUCCAGCCGAUCGCACUCCAGACUCCUUCGGGCCAGGAGCCGCCUCCAUCCCAGCACUGUCUGCCCCUCCCGAGCCACGGGCUUCCUCCGGCUCCCAGCAGUGUCCCGUCCCACUGCUCGCCGAUCCACAUCCAUCCUCCGCCUCUGACGCUCUCUCCCAGCCCAUCCCAGUCAGCGCAGCAGUCCGUGGUGGUGUCCCCUCCGCCGUCGCACUCCCCGAGUCAGUCCCCCACCAUAAUUAUUCACCCCCAAGCCCUUAUCCAGUCCCAGGCGAACUCCCUGGUGCCGGCGGCGCUGCAGCCGGAGCCGGCGGCUCCUCCGCCCGCUCCCAGCACCCCGGUGCGCCCGGUGGCGCAGCCGCUCAACCUCCCGCCGCACCUCCCGCUGCCGCCCUCGCCCGCCGUGCACAUCGGGGCGGUGGAGCAGCCCGGCCUGGUGUCCCCGGGACAGCAGCUCGUGCCCUCCACGCCACACCAGCAAUAUCCCGCCCUGCAGUCCGCUCCCAUCCCUCUGGCUGCUCCUCCCCAGCUCUCGGCAUCCUCCACCCAGAUUCAGCCGCUGCCCUUGCAGUCUGUGCAGUCUUUACAAGUGCAGCCUGAAAUUCUGUCCCAGGGGCAGGUUCUGGUUCAAAACACUUUGGUUUCUGAGGAAGAACUUCCUGCUGCAGAAGCUCUGGUCCAGCUGCCAUUUCAAACUCUUCCACCACCACAGACUGUCGCAGUAAAUCUGCAGGUGCAGCCAUCGGUUCCCAUUGAAACUCCAGUGAUUUACCAAGUGGAGAAUGUGUGUGAAGAAGAGAUGCCCGAGGACUCGGAUUGUGUGCACAUGGCAAGGACACCUACACCACCCACCUUGUCUCCACCAGCCAUAACCUUGGGGAAUGGAGAGGCCCUUAAUUCAGAUGAUCCUUUGUCAGAACACGGGGGACUGCCUUCAGUGACAUCAUCAGUCAGUGCCUCAGUAAUUAAAUCUCCAUCUGAUCCUUCACAUGCCUCUAUUCCACCACCACCUCUUUUGCUUCCAGCAGCAACAACAAGGAGCAACAGCACCUCAAUGCCCAACAGCAUUCCUAGCCUAGAAAAUAAACCUCCACAGGCUAUUGUUAAACCCCAGAUCCUGACCCAUGUCAUCGAAGGCUUUGUGAUUCAGGAGGGGUUGGAGCCAUUCCCUGUCAGUCGUUCAUCUUUGCUGGUGGAACAGCCUGCAGAAAAAAGGUUGCUGGUGGAGGGUCAGAUCAUGAGUGUUGUGUGUGUGGAGUCAGACCUGCAGAACACGAAACACGCAGACAACUCAUCGGACACAGAGAUCGAGGAUAUGAUUGCAGAAGAGGGACUGGAUGAAAUUGAAAAUGAACUUCUGAAGUGUGAAUUUUGUGGAAAAAUGGGGUAUCCCAAUAAGUUUCUACGAUCAAAAAGAUUCUGCUCCACAUCCUGUGCCAAAAGGCACAGCCUUAGUUGCACUAAGAAAUUUGGGCUGUUUACAUCAGACAAGACCAGUCGUUGGAAUCGGAAGUCAGAUAGCCAAAGUCUUGGGCGACGCGGGCGUCGGCCGAGCGGCCCUGAGGGGGCGUCACGAGAGCAUUUUCUUAGACAGCUUCCAAUUACUUAUCCAUCUGCAGAAGAGGAGCUGGCUCCUCACGAAGACGCUGUUCCGACGGCCAUGACCACGCGGCUGCGGAGGCAGAGUGAGAGGGAGAGGGAACGGGAGCUGAGGGAGCUGAGGAUCCGCAAAAUGCCAGAGAGCAUCGACCUGUUGCCAGUGGUGCAAACUGACCCCUCAGUGUGGACUGUGGAUGAAGUCUGGGCCUUUAUCCAUUCUUUGCCUGGUUGUCAAGAUAUUGCAGAUGAAUUUAGAGCACAAGAAAUUGAUGGACAAGCUCUCCUUUUGUUGAAGGAGGAUCACCUCAUGAGUGCAAUGAAUAUUAAGCUUGGACCUGCAUUGAAAAUCUGUGCACGUAUCAAUUCCUUGAAGGAAUCCUAGGAGGUGAACACGAAGGUUUAAACAACAGUUUCUCAGUGACAGAACUGACAGUAAUAUGCCAACAUAUUCACUGUGGCAUGAGUGUUACUGUGAUGUUUUGUUAAAUUGAUGGGGUUUUCCCCACAUAAAGACUUAAAAACGUUCCUUUGAUUAUACCAAGUAGUCCUCUGUAGUUUUCAACAACUAAUAGGUUCAUGGUAAAGCCUGAGUAAUAUUUUGAGUUGAAGUUUUUCAUGUAAAAACAUGGAGUGAAAUAUGCUGUGAUAGGUUAAAUAUUCCCCAUCAUGUACUUCAUCUUAUGAGUUUAAGGUUAACACCCCAGCCCCUACCCCAAUCUAAACACCUUUUAGAUUGUGUUGCUGUAAUCUGAAAGAUUUUCUUCCCACAUACAGCAGUGUUUGGACUGAACUGACAGAAGUGUCCACAGGCCCUGUGGAAGCACUAGUACCAGUAAAAUGCUAUGCAUUUAGUUGUGCUCUCUGAGUUUCUUUUAGUCUUGAGCUAAUUGUUUGUAAGGGGUAGGUUGGCAGCUGACUUACCCUCAUCUCUGCCACUAUAGUAUUUUCUUGAAGUCUGUAAAAUACUAUAAACCUUAUAGAUGUCUCAUCAAAAUCCUCAUGAUCAGGCUACUGACACUCCUGCCAGAGGUAACUGAAGCACAUGUUACUUUACUCUGUGAAUGCUGCUAUGCACUAAGGGGGCAUUAAGUGUUAGGUUUGUAGUUUCACAUGCUGCUAGUUAAGCUAGACCAGCAGUUCUCAAAUGGGAGAUCAGAGUGGGCCCUGAGGAGGUGUGUGAGCCCUCAGAGUUCAGGUUCCCAAACGCCUGGGUGUGAGGGGCUGAACGCUGCAGCCAGAAACAGUGUUGAGACAAGUUACUGGAGAGGCUGGAGGUAGAGAAGGGACAGCACAGCUCAGAUGUUCUUUUAACUGAUACCUCUUCUGACAUGUCUUUCCCUGUAGUGCAUUCCCAUUGGCCCACUGGAAGCUCCCAAGCACCUUUGUUUGUCCCCUGGCCGGUGUGAGCUGGGCUUGCAGGACUCUGAGGAAGGAGCACAGGGCAUUGCUCCAUGAGGCCCCUUCAGAGCUCGCUGUAGGAGCAGCUGCUGCUGGCAUGAGGGAGCCCAGAGCUGUGGGUCAGCAGAAGGAAUACCAACACUUGGCAGCUCUAGGAGAAAUCUCCAGGGGCCCUGCUUUGUCCCUCUGGCAGGAGAUUUUGUCUUGGAUGCUGCAGAUUUAGGCAGUGGGAUUUUAGUGUCUCCCACCAUUUUCCUUCUCACACUCUUUGUGGAACAAACACGUGUUUCCCCAGUUUCUGAUGCUCUUGGGAGCUGCCUGAGCUCUGAGGCAGCAGCACCUUCUUGGCCUUUGCUUCUCCAUCACCUGUGCACGGAUGUUCAUGGAUGUAUUUUGUACCUUCUGUGCCCUCCCUUUUGCAGCUCCACUCCCCUUGUGUACAGACCUGGAUCCCUAAACUCUUGUGUAGGGAAAGAAGGGUACGUGUGCUGGUAGUUGUUGUGUAUAUUUGAAUUAAAUAUGUGUACUUGUCUGCAAAUAAUGUAUUUUGUAUUUUAUGCAAAUUAAUGCAUUAUAUGUGAUUGUGUAAGGAGGUAUUCGGGAGGACUGUAAAGUAUUCCUGCAAAAAGAGGAACUGACCUGAAGUUUGAGAACUGCUGCCCUAGAUCAAAAGGAGUCAAUGCACAUACACUGGCUGAAAGGCAGGUUUGUGUAUUAUUAUGUAUAAUAUUUAACUGAUGACUUUAAAGAGUAAAUUGGGAUUACAGAAAAAUCUGUGCUUCAUUUUCCUUUAAUUAGACCAUUACUUUGUUUCCACUAACAGACUUUCUAUCCUUAUCUUCUGGAGAUCAACAUUAGAAUAAUUGUUUUUAAUUACAACUGUUUGAGCUUAUUAAUAGCAGAUAUUAUCAAUAUUUUUAUUAACCACUGAAGCUCCAAGUUAGGACAACCCAUUGCUGUUACACAUUGGUAUGUGGUGAGAGCCCUUGUCCAAAUGUCACCAAAGGCUUUAGAGAAGGAAUUGAUGCCUGGGUUUAUUUCGGAGGGAAGUUGCUAAGCACUUUCUAAUUUGUUUUUUCUGUCUUCGAUUACUGUUGUAAAAUAAACUUCUUAGUUGAAGGUCCAGCAUUUGGCAAUGUUCAUCUGAAAGAUGUUCAAAUGAUGGAGACAGUGUGUUCCCAUUUGUAGCAUUUCUGUAAGAUACACAGUGUAGCAUAUCUGUAACAUAUGUUCUAAAGGAUAUGUUCUGUUUUGAUGAGCUAAUUGAAGACUAAAGAUAUCUUAGAUAUUUAUCCUUUGGCUUUUGUCUAAAAGUUUUAUUAUUUUUAUACGGAAAGUUCACUGGCUAAUUUUUAAUCUGUCUUCUGAUUGUACUGUUCUUAGGCAAUGUAAAAAGUAGGGCUGCACAAGUGUGGUUUGAUAAUGGCUUAAGGCAUAUUAGAAAAUGUGGACUUAGGAGUCUUAUUUAGACCUGCAGUUAAUCAGUGUUACAUGCAUGAGAAUUUCAUGGCUGUUUUAAUUUUGCUUUAUUAGGCAGCUUUCAGGAGAGCUCCUCCAGCUUGUGUUUGUCCAACUCACUGCCAGGUGCCAGGAGCUCAGAGCAGACCCCAGAAAGGCACAUCUGUUCCUGUUCUUCUGGUGCGUGACAUUCCCUGUGGGUUUGGGAGAGCCACAGAUAGUGAGUUGUGCUUUAAAUAUUUCUGAAUGCAGCAGCUAAGAAUGUGGGCCUUCUGCAGAUUGGAAGUUUUUUCUCCCUCACUUAUUUUGGUAUUAAACUGGAACUUAAAAGCAGACACAGCUGUACCAACCUGUGCUGGUAGAAUGCACUCCUGUGGGAGUGUUUGCCAGCAUAGCUGUGUCAAUAAAAUCAGAUUUAAAAAAAAAAGGCACACUUGUAUGUGAAAAUAGGCUGGAAAAUUUCCAAGUGCAACUGAAGACUACUUCAGAAGCUUUUGAAUUUACUCAAAAAAGCAAUAUAAUACUUAGACUAAUAGUCCUCCAGAACCAUUUUACUUACCAACCACUUUUUGCUGUUCAAAUAGGUGAGGUUUUCCCAGGCUUAUACUACCAUUUCCCAUGGCUUUCCCACACAUGAGGCUGGACCCCCUUGCAAACGAGGAAGUAUUGCAGGUUUUAAUUGACUGGUUUUUAGCACUUGCUCCCACUGGAUGUAUCUACAAGAAAUCCUUUUAAUUAACUUUAUUUCCUGGGGUUUUGCUUUCUGUAUUCAGACUUCUGCUGUUGUGGGCUACAUCUCACAGUAAUCCCUGCAGUAUUUCAGUUCCUAUGGGAAGAAAUGCAGGAUGUUAUGGGAUAUUUGCUCAGAAGGGAGGUAUUUUGCAUGGCUUUUUCCCUUCCUUUUUCUUGAGUAGUCCCCAUCCUACCCUACUCCUGAAUGCAAACUGCAGCAUUAGCUCAGGGCAAACCCUUUUACAGAGCACUGGGCUGAAUGUGGCUGUCAAGAUUUCAUCCAGUAGAAUUAGAAUUAUUACACUUGUCUCAGCUUCAGGGUUUAUUUGGGGUUUUAAGGAAAUACAGAGGAAUGAUCAAAAUGGGUGCUCAGCCUCCCCUGCUUCAUCUGGCUCACAUCACUGAGCUUUGCAGCAGGAGCAGGGAACUCUGGUGAGGAAACUUGGCCACCUUGUCCCCGAUCACCAGAGAGUGUUUGAAGGGUUUUUAGACAGACAGUUUUGUAAAUCCCUUCUUUACCCAUUAAUCCAUCGUAUUUUUUCCAGAAAGGAAGUUCUGGAUGGCAGGUAAAACCUUUGCUAGGUUUUUAUCCCUGAGAUAUCUUAAAUGGAAGGUUUAUGUCCUGCAAACAUCCAUUUCCUCAUUUCUUUCCUGUGAAAAUAUUUUUUUUUACCCCCUGACUUCUUUUUGGACAAAUCACAGUUAGUAAUCCAGCCUUUCAAAUAGAAAGAUGGAGUCUACCCUAAGUGCAGAUGUGGCAGCAAGAGGAAAGGAAUAGGAUAAACCCAAGUAUUUUGAGCAGGUCUGUGACAGCUGUAAGGGGAAACAUUAGGAAAGGUGUGGGUUGAGUGGAAGUUUCUUAUGAGGCUGGACUGGGUGUAGUGUGUCACUGCCUGGCAUGCCAGCUAAAACUUAUGCCUAUUCCAGGUGACUGUUCUCAUUUUAAUAUCACAGUAUCAUUGCAGGAACUUCCAGCUCAACAGCUUAACCGAUUUCUUACACACUGACAAGUGCAGAGCUCUGAGUGAUCAGAGAAUUCGGUGACACCUUUUUUAGGAGUCCCCAUUUUGCAAAUAAUUAGGCAUUCACAUAAUUUAUAACAUGAGUAGUUCUGAUUCUAUUGAGACUAUUCAAGUUCAUUCAAAGUAAGCAUGUAUAAAAAAGCUUGCAGGGUUAUUUUCUCACCAGUAUUGCAUAGAGAUGUCCUGUUAGCAUAUAUUUAGAAAUAUAGUUGUUAUCAUUGACCAAACUUCUACUCAUGGAUUGUUCCAGGCUGCAGAUAAUGACUCUGCAAAAGAAUCAAUCUAGGGUACUUUUUUUAAAAUGUUCAACUUAAUUAGUUUAUUAGAGAUGGAGACAAACUAACAUUUCAGAGUAUUUUGUUUUCAAUACGUUGUUUCUGUUCAAUGCUGAGUGGAACAGGUAUGAGCAGAGCUAUAAAUGAGUAAUUUCAAUGUAAGCUGUUAGUUGCUCGUAGUGAGUUAAUUUUCAAGUCAUUCUUGCUCAGUGGGCUGCAGUUUGAGACAGGAAAUAUUGUGAGGAGAAAGAAAUUUAAACUCAUUUAAUGCUUAGCUCAUUUAAGAUAACCCUAAAUUAGGUUAAUUUUAAAAGAAUUUGCCUUUAGUCUUGAGAAUUUAUUUAGACCUGAUCGGUUCUAUGUAGUUACAUCCCCUGAAUGGCUUUGCAAAUACUGACAUUUAAACAAGAGGUGGUGAUUAUGGGCCAGACAAGUGCCAGCUGUGUCCUGCUUUAUCCCCUGGGUCUCGUGGUCAGCACUUUCACAUGUGCUCAAGGCCCCACCUUAAGCUGUGUAGGUUUGUGUAACCUCAGCAUUAAAAUCCCCACACACCUGCUCAUUCCCUUGAAGGUUGUGUGCAGUAUUUACUGAUCCCUCACAGUGAUGUGGAAGGAAAAAAGCAAAAGUUCAAAGUCGUGAAUAUGUUUUUCGUUGGAGGUAUAUAGGAAGCUCAUAUUCCAGCUUUUGUAGCCAUGGAUCUAACUUUUCCAGAGCGUGGUUCUGGGAGUCAGUGUUGUGAACAGAUUUUAAGUUAAAAAAUGUUAAACUUCCAGCAUGUAUUCCUUCUAAAUUAUCCAAAAUAACUCUGUACAGCAAGGAGCUACAAAAAAGAGACUUAAAAAGAUUUUUCCUCUUCAAGUAAUUAUAACUUGGGCACAAUUGUACAUUCAUAGAAUAGUGAUCAUAAAUAAUGUUUAAGUGCAAUACAUAACACUUAAGGAGCAUUCUAAUUGUGUUUUAAAAGCACUGUGUUGGUUCAUAGGGUUGUUGAGAGGCUUGUAGUGUUGUUCCUAGUCCUAAAUGAGGGUAUGUGUGCUGAUUAUGGGAUUAGGCUCCAAGCAGAGAUGUAAUCAAUUCCUGAGGUGUAUCUGCCCUGUGGAUGAAGCCCAGGCAGCCUCUGGGAAGGAUUGUGUUGUCCUCCAUUACCUUGCCAGGAUAUUCCCAUCCUCUGGCAGCCUUUUGCAAAGUCAUUUUUGGAAAGAACAGUAAGAGAUUCUGCACACUCAGCUUCAUUUUUAAGUAGUCUUUGUGUCACGGAGUGAGCAAACCAGUACUGAUCAGGAAAGGUGUAAAAAUGAAGGGUUUUAUCAUUUAGUGCCAAACACUCAGAGUUGAAAAGACAUAGAAUAUCUCAUUAAAAUCAGUGUUGAUUUGUAAGACAUUCUCUAUAUGAGGAAAGUACAGAAGUUUCUCAUUAAGGGUUAACACUUUGGCUGCUCUUACCAUUAAUAUCAAAUAAUCCUACAAGAAUUAAAGGCUGUAAAAUAUUUGAAAUGUGUAAGGCUGAUGUACAGAGGAGAUGCAGCAGUGGUUGUCUGCAGUUCUUUUAUUUCAGGUAUUACCACCAUCCUGGCAUAGUUUCUGUCCUUCCUGGCAGUGAAACUGUCACCUGUUCUAGAGAGGAACAUGGUCCAGGGCUGCAUGGCUGGAUCCAGGGAUCAGUGUUGGGACAGCCCAGAGGCACCAGGUGUAAAAGAAAAUUCACAGAGGAAAAGCCAUAAUUGCUAGGAAGGCAAUAAAUAGGAUGGAGAUCACUGCACAACUGGUAUCUCCCUCCAUGAAUAACAAGGAUGGAAGUGGGCUUACAAAGGGAGGUACCAUGAAUAUGUUUUAAAAUACUCACUCGGGCUCAGACGCCCCAGUGGAUGCUACGUGGAGAGCUGCAGUGCCACUGCUGCCACAACAGCCUGAAGGCUGAUGCUCUUUGGCACUUUCCCCUAAAAGUAUGGAAGAAUAAAUUUAACAGUAACAUCAAUCCAUUAAUGUUUGUUUUGGCUGCAUGUUGUGGAUUCCCUGUGG